This is a messenger RNA of Meira miltonrushii, 1292 nucleotides long. RefSeq lists its product as uncharacterized. The record is from RefSeq and is a predicted model, not a curated record. NCBI's taxonomy places the organism in Eukaryota, Fungi, Basidiomycota, Exobasidiomycetes, Exobasidiales, Brachybasidiaceae. Gene Ontology annotation, biological process: DNA repair. The transcript has 2 exons. Bases 25 to 1176 code for a protein of 383 amino acids.
GAUCACCACAACUUCAAUGGCAAGAUGACUGAUACGCAAAAGAUAGCGAGUCUAUUCGCCAAGACUGGAGGGAGUACAACGAAUGCAGGGAAAAGCCCAAAGAAGAGCUUAGAGGAAAUCGAACUGGAAAAGGUGCUGGCCCUUUCGGAAGCGGAAGCAAAGGUUGCCGAUAUGGAUGAUGAGGCUAGGAUCAAAGCUGCGAUUGAACAAAGUUUGAUAGAGGAGCAGAGCAAGGAAGUAAAAGGAGAAGAAGUUGGAGGUAGUUCAAAAAGGAGACUAGAGGAUGGACUGCUUGUGGGACCAUCCAGCUCGCCUCCUAAGAAAGUGCAUCGAACAGAAGAGCCAAAAGAUGAGGAGGUGGGAGAUCCCUCCCUCGACGAUGAUUCAUUCGAUAGUCGAUCCGAGAGAAACAUAGAGAAACUGAACGGAAGCUUAGAUUUGCUGUACUGUAAAGGCUGGAUAAGAAGUCAAGAACGCAAACGGCUACGAAAUUGGAUGUUGAACGAAUUAGCAUGGCAUCGGGUAACGUACAUUCAACCUCGAUCAAAACAGCGAAUCAUAACGCCACGAUUCACAGCAACGUUUGGAAAAGAUGAUACAGGAUCACCUGAUCAUUUAUAUAAAUUUCCACCAAAACCAUUUCCACCGUUAUUGGAUCGUCUGAGAAAAAUCUUGGAAGAAAAGACGGGGGCCAGGUUUAAUGCAAUAAUAAUAAAUUAUUAUGCUGAUGGAAAAGAUUCAAUUUCAUAUCAUUCUGAUGAUGAAGCAUUUUUGGGAAAAUCGCCAACGAUUGCUUCAAUUUCACUUGGAGCUUCAAGAGAUUUUUAUUUACGACGCAAAGCUCCCGCAAAUCAAUCCGUUCCAGAUGCAACCUCAAACGAAAAGAUGGGCACAAAAGGUAAAGGUCCAGCCGCUCAAAGACCAACGGAAAAGAUGGUUUUGGAAGAUGGUGAUCUUUUGGUCAUGAAAGGUAGAACCCAGGCUGACUGGGAACACUCCAUCCCUAAAAGAACAUCCUACGUUGGCGGUAGGAUCAACAUGACCUUUAGACGAGUGAUGAACGUAAGCGGCACAAACAAUUUCAUCCGGUAUAAUCGAAUGGGAGAUGGCGACAGUCCCCAAUUCAGAUGGAGUGAAAAAACGCGGCAAAUGGUACCUGGCAGCGGUGGCAUAUAGCUAGGUUAUGUCUGCGUCAAUCAUAUCCUUGGUAAGGCUUUGUUGUGCAACUCUUCUCUUCAACAUUUCUAUCUAUCAUGUACAAAAAUAAUACAGUAUCUUCAACGCAAUACCUG